UUCACAUUUGAUUGUUUACUAUGUUGCUUGUGAAAUUUGAUUGUUUAAUUGGUUAAUUAUCCCGGUGAUUGAUUUUGGGAUCAUUCAAAUUUAGCUUUUCAAUUUGAUUGUUAACUGCUUAUUGCAAAGCUACUACCAAUUUGAUUGAAAUUGACUUAAAUUGUAGAUUUUUCAUAAUUAAGCAAGCAAUUCGAAUUGAAAUUUUGAAACUUUCCCCUUUCUCCUUUUUUGAUUAUGUUGGGAAGUUAAUUGAAAAGAGAGGUGAGAGUGAGACAAUUAAUAUGAGGAUUCUGAAGAGUAGAAGCAUCUCCAACCCGAUGUCCUGGUGAGGUGGUUACUUGUAGGUUGUAGUGAGAUAGGUAUGUUUUAUGUUUAUCAUUCAUUGUAACUCGAGUGGAUGCUCGAAUACAUAGGGCAUACAGCUUAGGUGGGCUACAAUCUUUGUAAUCUUACUUGAGAUAGUGAAUACAUUUGUUUAGGUGUUUCUUUGAGUGCAGGCAAGAGGUGCCGAACCAUGUUAAAUGUUUGUUGCCGAACGAUGUUAAUGUUUGUGUAUGCUAUUACUUUUCUUUAUGGUGUGUUUGUGUAUGUUCUAUCAAAGGUCCUUGGGUUGGGUGUGUGGGUUAAUCCUUGGUAUGUGCGAGUUUCCCCAACAGAUCGUACAUCAUGAUGAUGAUGAUGAUAUAAUAUCUUUUUAUGGUGUUUCAAUGGUUGAGCUAUGAAAUAACAAUGUAGUUUAGUUUUCGUUUCUUUGAUGAGUUUCAUGGCAAUGGAAAGAAAUAAUGGCUUGGCUGUGUUGGCAUACUAAUAGUUUGGUGCAUAUUCAUAACAAAAUUAUUUGUAGUCAAUUGAUUUCAUGCUUCAGACUUUUGUUUUACAUAUUUGUGUUCAAGAGAAAGUGUAUAAUGGGAUUUUUUUGUGUCAUAGAAAAAUAAUGAACACUCUUUGAAUUGAAUAUUAGAUUUUGUAUUUCACAGCUGUAUUGUAUCCGAACCCACAUGGUCAACUUUCAAAGUUAAGUGGCUCCAUUAAGCUAAAAAUUUCCUGAUGGAUUUAUUGAAACUCACAUGUCUCAACUUUUAAAGUUUAUUAUCUCUUCUAAGCUAAACUGCUUCUUAUAGACAAUGUCAAAUUUUUAGGGGUUUAAUUGAGUUUUGCUGUUACAUGGAUCCGCGAGAUUCUAUUAGAGCUAAUUGUAUAGAUGCUAACACUGUGUUACUGAUGUUGCCAAACAUAGAGAUUCCUCACCUGGUUCAUCUUCCGGUGAAGUGAGGUUUUCCGAUGUCACUGCAAACAGUUCACUGGAGAGGAGAAUGGAAAUUAAACAAUUUUCUAAAGAUACGCUGGUUCGAUGUAACAAAUUCCAAGAGGGUAGACCAGUCUGUUCAUCUGAGUCUUUUGAUGUUCCAAUUGCAGAAUUGGAUUCAGUUGACCUUCGCGGCAAUAGGGAUGCUUGUAUUAAGAUGUCAGAAUCUACACCUCGCGAAUCAUCUGUCAGUGAUAACAGUUCUCUUGCUGUAACCCCUGGAAAUGUUGUAUGGGCAAGAACAUCUUGUCAAAUGUGGUGGCCUGCUGAGAUCAUAGAAGAGAGAUGUGCAUUAUCUGACUGUGUUAGUGAUGGACAUGUUUUAGUGCAGUUUUAUGGAAAUCAUCCCAGUGCUUGGAUUGAUCCAGCAACAGAUAUUUCAAUUUUUGAGGAUUCUUUUGAAGAAAGGAGCAAUAACCCUUCAAAUGAUUUUCAAGAAGCUCUACAGCAAGCCUUGCAAAGAAAGGCACAACUCAGUUCUUGCCAAAAUUUGAGUCCUGAUAGGUCUGCUCAUUCUAAUCAACAAGAACGUUCAGCUGGUAAGUACACUUCGCCCAGCUCAAGCGGAACAAAAAAUGAUUCUCAAGAGAGACGAAGAGGGAAAAGGGAACGUAAGCCCAGAGUUCAUUUUGACGAAGCGACUUAUCCAAUGAAAACGGAAAGGAAGGAUCGUCGGUUAAAGAUAAUGCGGUACCUUGGCCUUGCACCUCCAGUUGGUUCUCCUUUUUGACCAUGAUUACGAGUGAAGUAAUGGAUAUUACAAAGGUUUCCAGUCUAACAGCUAUAGUUGGUUCUCCUUUUUUUUACUUUUUCAAAACCAUUAUAAACUUUCAGUAUAAUUCAAGAAAUUGCUUCUACUUCUUGCCAUUAGCAUAGUAACAACACGGUUUCGGAUGAUCUAGUCUCAUUGUUUCAUUAUUAUCUGUAAAAAUGAUAUAAUUCGUAUAAAAAUAUGAAGGAACAUAUCAUCGGUUUGUAUGAUAAAAGUUGCAUUCAUCAUA
Messenger RNA from Trifolium pratense (red clover), 2307 nucleotides. Its product is annotated as PWWP domain-containing protein 4-like. The transcript is spliced from 9 exons. The record is from RefSeq and is a predicted model, not a curated record. Lineage: Eukaryota; Viridiplantae; Streptophyta; Magnoliopsida; Fabales; Fabaceae. The coding region runs from base 1314 to 2036 and encodes 240 amino acids.